Messenger RNA from Talaromyces rugulosus, 384 nucleotides. RefSeq lists its product as uncharacterized. The record is from RefSeq and is a predicted model, not a curated record. The transcript has a single exon. NCBI's taxonomy places the organism in Eukaryota, Fungi, Ascomycota, Eurotiomycetes, Eurotiales, Trichocomaceae. The coding region runs from base 1 to 384 and encodes 127 amino acids.
AUGCCCAAAGGCCAGUCUGAAGAUGAGAUGUUCUCCUGCUUCACCGACACCCACGGUGUAAUCACCAGCACCAUGAACGACAUCCCGGGCUACAAGGUCAAAAAAGUCCUAGGCACAGUUUACGGACUCACCGUGCGAUCGCGCAACUUGGGCGCCGGCCUGGGUGGCGUAAUGCGCUCGAUGGCCGGCGGCGAGAUUCGCAUCUUUACAAAAAUGCUGUACAACGCGCGAAAUGACGCCGCAGAAAGAUUAGUCGGAGAGUGCAUGUCGAGAGGCGGAAAUGCACUCGUGGCAAUUAGAUUCGACAUUGCUGACAUGGGUGCCAUGACGCAGGUAUGCGCGUAUGGCACCGCUUGCGAGGUGGAGAAGAUUGACCAGGCUUGA